UGCGGCGCCGAGGACGAGGAGCUGGAGCUCGGCCCCGCGGAGCUGCUGCAGCGCGACGUGGUGCUCUCCGAGCUGCGGGGCUGCCGGGUGCGGCUCCGCGGCAACGCCAACACGGCCAACACGCUGCGGGUGCGGGACUGCCGGGGCUGCACCGUGCUCUGCGGGCCCGUUUCCACCUCCGUGCUGGUGGAUGGCUGCAGCGAUUGCCUCCUGGUGCUGGCCUGCCAGCAGCUCCGCACCCAUCGCACCCGCGACAGCCGGUUCUACGUGCAGGUGACCAGCCGAGCCGUAAUCGAGGACUGCACUAUGGUCUCCUUCGCCCCUUAUUCCUGGAGCUACCCUGGUAUCGAGAGGGAUUUCGAGUCUUCUGGGCUGGACAGAAACAGGAACAACUGGAACCUGGUGGAUGACUUUGACUGGCUGGCGACUGACAAGCCCUCACCCAACUGGAGCCUCAUCCCUGAGCAGGAAAGAAUCAGCUGCUGGGACUGA
Molecule: messenger RNA, 492 nt
Organism: Tauraco erythrolophus (red-crested turaco)
Lineage: Eukaryota; Metazoa; Chordata; Aves; Musophagiformes; Musophagidae
Gene: TBCC
Product: tubulin folding cofactor C
Biological process (GO): tubulin complex assembly; post-chaperonin tubulin folding pathway
Cellular component (GO): cytoplasm
Molecular function (GO): tubulin binding
Source: RefSeq, a predicted model, not a curated record